This is a messenger RNA of Prorocentrum cordatum, 3176 nucleotides long. The record is from the annotation of a GenBank genome assembly. NCBI's taxonomy places the organism in Eukaryota, Dinophyceae, Prorocentrales, Prorocentraceae.
GGGUCGAAAGCCAAACCAGGACAUCCGUGCGGAUCUCCGAGAGUUUGUGCUAAUGUCGUUGUUUGGUCUUCCUUCAUCACCGGCAACUUCGGACGGGACUUCGGCGCUGCGAAGCCCGUGUGGCUGGACGGCGCCAGGUUCGUCUUCCUUCGCAGGGACGUCGCGCUUCAGCCGAAGCGGGUGGUCGCUGCACACGCAUUCGUUGCGUCGAUUCCAGUCGGCAACGGAGCAGAGAAGUUCUUGGGCGCCUACCGGCUCUAUGUCGACGGCGUUGUCGUUGGCACGGGCCCUGGUCGUGGCACCCGCAGCUACUCAGAACCUGGGCAUCCAGAUUUCGAUACACUGGACGUAACAGAGCUCGUGCAAGAAUCGAAAAAGGGCCAGGUGACGCUGGCGCUGCAGUGCUUCAACGACAAGGGCGACAGCUCUGCCAAGGCAUUGGUCGAGAUGCACAUCAAAUACGAAGAUGGAUCGGAGCAGGUAGUUGGCACGGAUUCGACGUGGCUAGCUCUUAACGCGGACCCGCUCUUCAACCCGAUAGUUUCGUCGUCUUACCCUCUCAACAAUCAGGGGCCACAGGAAAACAUUGACGCCCGUCGCAGCCCGUCUGGUGAUGGUUGCAUGACCUGCUGGAGGUUGGCUGGGUUUGUUCCGACUGCGGCGUGGGAGCGCGCAAAGGAGCGAGACGCCUACUCCCCAGCGCUGAGUGCUAAAAUUGCACAGCCUGUCCGGGUAACCACAGGGUUCAAGCCAGCCAGCAUCAUUCAGGUUGGCCCAGGGCAUUGGUUUUUUGAUUUUGGCACAGAGCUGAUGGGUGGUAUUGAGCUUGAGUGGACGGGGGGCACCGCGUCUCUGAAUAUUCGAGCCAGCGAGGAGCUCGUGUCGAACACAUCUAUCAAGUUCCCAAUGCGAACAGGAAACCAAUUUGAGAUGAAUUGGGAAGGGGGCCCAGGAACUUCCUCGUUCGAACAGCACGAAUAUUGGCUCUUCCGCUACGGCGAGCUUAGAGUGAAGACUUCACUUUCCCAGUCGACCAGCGCUUGCGAUUGCAUUCCACAUUUGCAAGAUGAAGGUCAAGUAGCGUCUUUUCGUUGCCCUGAUGGCCAGACGAUCGACAAGGUAACCUUCGCUUCCUAUGGCACACCGACUGGCCAGUGUCAAGACAAGAAUGGGGCCAAUACCAUUGCAAUGAAUUCGACCUGCCAUGCGAAUUCCAGUCGGUCGGUGGUUGAAUCUCUCUGUUUGGGCAAGGGGUCCUGCAGCUUUGAAGCAAGCAGCGCGGUAUUCGGACACGACCCAUGCCACAAGACUCCCAAAGGUUUUGCAGGCGUUGUCGAGUGCUCUGGUGCUGCUGGGAUGGCUGUGGCCGGCGAUCCGCCUUUCAAGCUCACAGCUUGGGUUGUGAACUAUCCAUGGGUUGACUCGGACAGUGCGUUCAAUAGUUCGGACGACAUGCUGAAUAAAGUUUGGAAAUUGUGCCGGAACACUCUAAAGGUCACUUCUUUGGACACGACCACUGACUCAAAUACCAGAGAGCGUUUGCCGUACGAGGCUGAUGGCUACAUCACCGGGUCAUCUCGUUAUGUGUUUCAGCGCGAGUUCGCUUGGCAGCGUCACUCAACGCAGCACAACUUGAUGAAUCCUACAUGGCCAACGGAGUGGCGACAGACGAUCCCGUUGUUGGCCCAUGACGAUUUCAUGAAGACCGGUGAGGUUGUCAUCGCCCAGGAUCAUUGGGAGUUCUUGAAGUCUUCUUCCCAGGCCCAGUGCAUCAACACAUCAAGCGGUCUUCUUGAUUUCUCUCACUGUUCCAGGCCGAGUGGAGUGCGCGACAUUGUUGACUGGCCUCAAGUCAAGCGAGAUGGCUAUCAGAUGACUGAAGUCAACACUGUGAUUAAUGCUUUCGCUGUUGGUGCUCUACGUGCUCUGGCUGUACUCGCGAACGCGACGGGCAAGCUGGACGAGGCGGUCACUUUGCAGCACCGCGCCAGUGCUCUCAGUGAUGCGAUGGCAGACAAGCUCUUCGACAAUUCCACCGGCUUGUUUGUGGACGGCCAGGGCAGCGGCGCGGACCAUCAUUCAGCAUGGCAUGCCCAGGUAUUCCCGCUUUUCUUCGGUGCAGGCCUGGCAGAGCAAAACGAGCGCUUGCUGGCUUUCCUGAAAUCCAAGCGCAUGGCGGGGUCCGUCUACGGUGCGUUUGCCUUCCUCCUCGGCCUCUACCGCCGCUUUAGCGACGACCACGGCGCGCUCGCGCUGGACUUGCUGACGACCUGCGACGGCAACUCCUGGUGCGGUAUGCUCAGCGCGGGGGCCACCGCCGUGAUGGAGGCAUGGACCCGGGAGGAGAUCGGGGAAGCCCAACCUGUCCUGGUCGCACCCGUGGGCGUCAGCCCCCGCCACCGCCAUCGCGCAGGGGCUCAUGGGCGUCCGGGCCUUGGCGCCCGGCUACAGUCGGAGGUCCGGCCGCAGCCGGGCGCGCUCGCUUGGGCCGAGCUGAAGCUGCCUGUGCUGUCCGGCUUCAUCGAGGUGCGGGUGGAGCAGUCCGCCUCGGAGUUCGAGCUGACGCUCGUGGCGCCCGGGAACACCCAGGCCACGGCCUGCCUGCCCCGCCUCGGCGGCGCCAGCGCGGAGCUCGUCGUGGACGGCCGCCCGCGCAGCGGCCACGCGUCGGGCGACUUCCUCUGCGUGGCGGGCGUGGGCAGCGGCAGGCACACCAUCAUUCGCAGGGCGCGCGGUGCUCAGGGGCGGCCUAGUCAUCGACCCCCAGCAGGCCAUCCCCUUCCAUGACUGCCUCCCCGCCUCGCCCCAGGACGCCUGCAUGCGAGCCCGAAAGGCGAGGGUGACGUCACGGGAGGGGAUGGCUUGCCAGGGGCCAGCCAGGGCGCGCCCGAGGUGGUGAGGUCUUCGUGUGAGCGCAGUGAGCGCCUCUCGGGCACGGCGUGGGCGGGGCCUCGGCCGAGUUUCGUCGAGUUUCGCGGGGCAGGGGCGACCAACUCUUUGAACUCUCGGUCGGCAGCCGUCCUGGAACACCCCCUGGCCGCCUCAAUGGCCGGGCUCCUCCCUGCGCGCCGGGCGUCGGCAGUGGCGGGCGCGGCAUCGUGGACCGUCCGCAGGGCGGGCAGCGAGCCCUCCAUCUCAACAUUGAGGGGGGCAGGGAGUUGGAGGGGGAGGAGGAG